This is a messenger RNA of Tachysurus fulvidraco (yellow catfish), 5547 nucleotides long. RefSeq names its product progestin and adipoQ receptor family member VI (gene paqr6). The transcript is spliced from 8 exons. Lineage: Eukaryota; Metazoa; Chordata; Actinopteri; Siluriformes; Bagridae. Bases 1765 to 2883 code for a protein of 372 amino acids. Gene Ontology annotation, cellular component: membrane. Gene Ontology annotation, molecular function: signaling receptor activity. The record is from RefSeq and is a predicted model, not a curated record.
GUGUGUGUGUGUGUGUGUGUGUGUGUGUGUGUGUGUGUGUGUGUGUGUGUAGCAUGGUUAGAGGAGCAUGACGAUCCUGAGCACAAAGCCGUGUAAAGCUUUGACUCGCCGCACGGUGUGUGUGUCUGUGUGUGUGUGUGUGUGUGUGUGUGUGUGUGUGUGUGCGCGGUGAGUGUAGAGGAGUGUGUUCUAGGGGUCAGUGAUGUUGUGGGGCAUAAAUAGUGUUGUUUUUUUAACGAAGUUGACAGAGUCAGAAAGGCACGAUGAUAAAUAACGAACUUAAGCUGGUUUCUCCGCUCGGUUCCCAAAUUAAAACAGAUUGCGCCGUCUGAUGUCCUUCCUUUUAUUCCCGAUGAGAUAAUAACUGAAGAGCUUUCUCGGUACGGACGAGUGGUCUCCCAUAUUAAGAGAAUCCCCCUUGGCCGGUGGUCCUCACCUAGUGUCUUUUAGGAGAGUGGCUUUUAUGGUUUUUAUGGAAGGAACAGAAGAGCUCAGUGCUGUUCAAUCUGAUCACAGCAUCUUUGUAUCUUUACAUGAGGAUAUGAAAUGCUUUCACUGUGUGCAAAUGGGGCAUCUUGUUCGGGGUGACCCUGGUGUUCCUGAGCAACCGGGACAAGUAGCAGCUGAGCCGGCUAGGGUCGUUCUCCCUGUGGCUACAGUUCUUCCAGCCGCCCGGAACUGUUGCUGCUGCUCACCAGGGCCGAGUGAGAGUGAACCUCAAGCCCAGUCUGCAACCCAGAAAACCUCUCACGAUAUCAGAAGAACUUCGCUCGGCUGAACUGGAGCGGAAAAGUCCUGCUCGGUGGAUUCUGGUGCAGUGCUGGAGCUGGAGCUGGGACGGGGGAGACGUGGAAAUGGUGGAAGAGCCCAGCUUUAAAGACUGUAGGGACUGUAGCAAGCGAGGACUUUUUCCCCAGACAGACAACAGUUUAUCUAUUUCCACGAUGUCAAACAUUUUAGAAGAGAAUGUGCUUUCUGUCGAUGUUGAAAUGUUUAGGUUGUGUUUUAUGUUGGAGACGUUUUAACCUUCUGUUUAUUUUAUAAUGAGUGGGAUUCAUAUUGCGAGCUUGGUCGAGAUCUCGAUGGUGCAAGAGACCACAGCGAGAGAGCUAAAUUAUAUGGACUCUUAAAGCAGAAGCGUACCGAUGUUGCCAUGUUUCGGGAAACCCACGGCGACGGCGGUAAUGUCGCCGAUCGUGGGAAGGCCCGGGAUUGGUCGGCGAUCUUAUUAAGUCACAACGCAACACUAAGCGGUGGAGUCGCCUCGCUGUUUACUCGCAAUUUUAUUCCUUGUUCUUGUUCGGUUGAAGAGAUUUGAAGUCUCUUAAAGACAGCUUUAAGCUCUCGACAGCAGCGGGUGACUAAAAUACAGUCAGAAGUACAACUCUUGACAGCACAAUAGACAUUGAUGGAUCUCUGAGAUGCUGGUUUACUCACGCUUUAAGAGUGUGACCGAGAUGGAUGCUUCUUCUAAGUUCUAAUUCGGUUUAGAGCAAAAGGAUGGACAGGACAGAUCCGUACUGUACUGUACGUGCUCAGCGAACAGAAUCGUGACCUCUCAUCAGAGACCAGUGAAAUUCACAAGCAGAGAGGAAGCUUCUACUGUAAACUGUACAGCAGUGAGCGGUCAGAUGUUGAUGACCCUAAUUGUUUCCCUCAUGGGCGGGGCCUGACGGGGGCCGAGGCUGGUCCUGGCCUCUGUGUAUAAAAUGGGAGGCCGGUGAAGGGCUUCAGUCGUGGGGUCUGGACUCAGCGGUGUGGUGCAUGCUGUGCCGUGGAGGAAGAGAGAAGCUGGAUCAGGCUUGUCAGAGAGGCAAAGUGGUGCUACAGCUACCCAAAGCCAUGCUCCAACUCAAACUGCCCCGCCUCUUCAACAUCCACCAAAUCCCUAAGGUGUUUUGGGAGGAUAGCAUCAUAUCCGGUUACAGACAUCCUCAAAGCUCCGCCCUGGACUGCAUCCUCAGCAGCUUUCAGAUGACCAAUGAGACGGUGAAUAUCUGGACCCACUUCCUGCCGACAUGGUACUUCCUGUGGUGCUUCUGUGCGCUCUGUUCUACGGUGGACUUCCUGUCUGAGAGCUACACGUGGCCGCUGCUGGUGUACAUGCUGUUAAUCUGCUUGUAUCCCUUCACAUCCUGCUGCGCUCACACCUUCAGCACCAUGUCACUUGAAGCUCGGCAUAUCUGCUAUUUCUUCGAUUACGGAGCACUCAGCCUUUACAGCCUGGGUUGUGCGAUCGCGUAUGGCUCCUAUGUGAUGCCCGAAUGUUGGGUGAACAGUCGACUCCAUCGCCACUUCGUUCCCAUCGCCAUCGCUAACUCCGUCUUCUGCACCAGCACGUCCUGCUACUCCAGGUUUUUAGAAUUACAGUUUCCUCAGAGGAGUAAAGUUUUACGGACCGGAGCCUUUGUUCUUCCCUUCAUGUUCGACACCAUCCCACUGGUCUACAGACUCUUGCUGUGUUUCGGAGGAAGCUGCACUCACACAGACGCCGUAUCCAGUCACUGCUAUCACCUGCUGUUUGCGUUCCUCACCUGCUUCCUGUUCGCUUCUCACCUGCCCGAGAGACUCGCGCCAGGACGCUUCGACUACUUUGGCCACAGUCACCAGCUGUUCCACAUCUGCGCGGUGGUCGGCACACACUUCCAGAUGGAGGCGGUUCUGACAGAUAUGACGUCACGCCAGAGCUGGAUCGCCGCCCACUCGGCCGCACCGUCCUUCAUGGGAACGCUGGGAGCUCUGGCCCUCGGCAUCCUGCUCAACCUGGGCAUCAUCGCUCUGUUCAGCGCCAGUCUGCUGCGUGCUCCACACCUCAGCCCCGAGAAAGGAGGCACUACGAUCCGCACACCGCAGCCGAGCGCCGCCGCCGCGAAAGACGAGUAAAACUCUCAAGCGCUUCAGAAAAAAGAAGCUCUAAACACGGUCCAGGGACUAAAAAAUAGAGAUGCACCGAAAUUUCAUUGAGUUUAAAAUAAUUUUGGCAAUUUUUUUAAUUUUGAAAUGAUAACAAUGGCAAAAAAAAAUCCCAGAAAUAUUUCUUUUAAUUAUUUAAGAUUAAUUUUUAAAAAUAAUCCUGAUAUAUAAACUCAAAUGGAGUAACCGGGAUUUUGCCCAAAAAAUUAGAAACAAGAUGACUUUUAAUAGUUUGAGACAAAUUUCAAUUAUAAAAUCGUCAAAACUAAAUUAAAUUAUAUAUUUAAUCGAUAAAAUCGAUGUAUAAAUAAAUGAAAACUUAAAUAAAUAAAAAAUACAUUAAAAAAAAAGUCAAAAUAUUGAUUAUAUUCUUGCACUAGUAAAUUGUUCGGUGUUGUGAGAUGUGGAGAAAAAUCGUCCACAAAUAUUUUUAAUUUAUCUUUUAUUAUUAUUAUUAUUAUUCUUUCAUCACCGAAAGACCAAACAAUGGUCUUUCGGUGAUGUAUCCCCACCACCCCCACCACCACCAAAAAAGCACUUUUUAUAGAAUUAUAUUUGACAUUAACAGCACUAUUAACAUUCUUAUUUAUUUAUUUUUUUAAAUUUAUGGCUUUUAUCUUCCUCGUCACGUCGGAUUUUUUGACUUUUUCCCUGUUGUUAACGUCUCAAACGACCUUCAGAGGAAGGAGGUAAACGUGGCCGCGUCCACGAUCCAAAAUUCACCCGCCGACUCUCGUCUGUUUUAAAUAAAUACCGACCCGAAAAUUUCGGUAGGACACAAAUGUAACGACACGAUUAAAAUCCUUCAUAAAAAAUGUACAAAAUUUAAAAGAUUAUAUAUGUUUAAAAAAAAUAUAUAUAUAUAUAUAUAUAUAUAUAAAAAAGACAUUUUGAUACAAAAUGUUAACAUCGGUAUCGGCUACUCGUCCUGUUUAUAUUUACACAAAAAAAACCCAAAAAUUGUAUUAAAAAAUAAAUAAAUAAAUAAUCAUCAGUACGAUAUCAGUGAUAUCUCACAGACUUUACAUUGUAUAAUUAACGCAUGGUGAUGAUGACUAAAUGACUAAAAAAACGAGCCUUGAAAUGUCUUGAAUUUGUGUUUUUUCAGUUCGGUGCAUCGCUAUUUUAAACCGUAUUCCAACAGACAGCAUUUACACAGUCCACUGCUUCGUAUUUUAUUUUAUUUUGAGUUAUUUUACUCCUUUAUAGCUCUUUAGUUUAGUUUGGUAUUUCAGCUGAUGACCCUGAUACCAUCACCUUUCUGUUAGAGACUAAUUGUUCUGUGGUAUAAACAAAGCACAACAACAACAACAACAACAAAAGCUCGGGGCUUAAAUGAAGCGAAUACCGAAUGCAUUUAGGGAUUCUGUGUACAAGACAUUAUUAUUAUGAUAAUGAUGAUGAUGAUGUCACUAAUUUAUGCAAAUGUUAUUCGUAACAGCAACCGACUGGAAGACGUUAUUUCGUGCAGGUUCGUUUCCUCGCUGUACAGGAGCGCCGACGCUGCUCGCUUGUCGUCGUUCCUGUUUUCUGUGUGUAAAUAUUUAUUAUUUAGGAUUAUUUUUGUUUUUUAGAGCGUUCUAUAAUCUAUAAUAAGCUAAUCUGAGUGAAAUCCUUUCACCCUAAUAUCCUAUAAGAAUAUUGAUCUGUGUUGAGAUUCUGUAGUCAAACUUCUCGGUGCACAUUUACUUUACACUGAAGUCCUUCCGGUGAAUUCCGUUCCCUCGGCGACCGUCGUUGUUUUUGUUUGUUUGUUUGUUUGUUUGUUUGUUUGUUUGUUUUUUUCCAGUCGUACCAGAAGACCAUACAAAGAUCUACCUGAACAAACCGGAAGUGCAUCAGACGCCUCGCGCACGGAUUUGCCGUGAGCUUACGGCUUCUUUUAUGAGACGUUUAUAAAUAAAAACAAACCUUUUUGCACUUUUUAUUGAACGAACACGGCAAAGCUCUUUAUAAGGAAGAAUCUGAUUGGCUGAAGGGGCGGAGCUUUUAAUAAAAGAGGCGGGGUAUUUUAGGGAAGGGCAGGGUUUUGUCAGAGGGGUGGGGUUUUGGUGUAGAGGCGGGGAUUGGGUGUUACACAUUGAGCUUUUUUUAAUAAAAAAAAUUGGUGCUCAUAGAGCUGCAUAAAUCCUUCCUGACGCCUGACAUAACGCUACAUGCACAAAGUCUUAUUCAAGCAGACGUCACAGGACUGCGUCUGUUCGUUUAAAUCAUCCUCCAGCUGACGUUUGCUGUCCAAUAAAAUAAUCAGUGUUUUCAUAACGUUAUAAUGCAUUCAUAAGCUAUUACACACCCUAAAGAUAGUUAUGAAAAUUAAUUAUACGUUGUAGCCAUCUUCAUUAUGCAUUACGAAUUGUUAAAGUCAUUCACUAUUAAUAAAAAAGUAGUGUUCAUAACACGUUAUGUCACCAGGCCUCAUUGUGCAUUAUGAGACAUUAUAACGUGUUUAUAAAUGCCUUAUAACCAGUGCUACAGUCUGUAAAGCCUUUGCAUCAUGAAUAAGUAUCCUGAUGAGCGUAACGCUUUAUGAACACAUUAUAACAUGAUGUGAAUGUACUUCCAUGAAAAAGAAGUUUUUAUGUCAUUUUUAUUAAACUUUAUUAAAGUGGCAGAAAUAAAUCUAAAUCAAAUGAA